Caenorhabditis auriculariae is the source of this 4843-nucleotide messenger RNA. The record is from the annotation of a GenBank genome assembly. NCBI's taxonomy places the organism in Eukaryota, Metazoa, Nematoda, Chromadorea, Rhabditida, Rhabditidae.
AUGGAUCAAAUGAUUUCUGGCUGGAAGGGCGUCGUUGAAGUUGCUCCGAACCUGUGGGAAGACGAGAUCACCGUCAAGGAGGAGAUAAUUGAAGGUACGUUCAGAAAUUUUUUCGAUGAAGUUGAAAAUUGAAGUUAUUUUAAAAUAAUGGCAAGAUGGUAUCGAUACAAUGAGUCUAAACUAAAGAGUUUAACUCGAUAUAAUGAGGGGUGGAGUCUAAACUUCAAAAAAUCAUUUCUUCUUUCAUGGCUUCAACAAAGUAUUCGAGUUUAUUGAUUCUCAUACAAAUCGAAUAAAACAGUCCAAAGAAUGCAAGAAAAGGCGACAAACUCUUUCCGCACUUCCAUCAAUUUGUGACCACGCUUUUCUUCCUCCGCAUAAACCAAAACUGUUUUUCUUCCGACUUUCACAGCCUUUUGUCUACUUUGCAUCCCCUUCUCGCUUUUUGAGGGAACAACACAUUUCGUCGUGCUUAUUUUGGUGGGAAACUUUUUCGGAAACAAAAGAAACAGGUUGAACUUUUGAGCUCACAAAAUUUUAAUUAUUGGUUGAAAAUUUGUAAGGCGAAAGUGUUAUAAAGAAGGCAGAAAAUUUUUGACAUUUUCCGAAAACUGGAACCUUCGGCGAAAUUUCAAAUAAUUUCAAAUAUUUAAAACCAGCUACUAUCGUUUUGAACAAGCCCUUCUAAAAAUUCUCUUGGAGAAUACUUUUUUUCAAUUCCUCUCACAACUGUAGAUUAUAUGAAUGAUUUCCGCAAAACUUGGAUUUUUCAGAUCCCGAUCCUGCUGUUCAAGCUUGCCGGGACCAGAGCGAGUUUUAUCGUCUGGAAAAGGUUAUUUUUUCUACUUGAAAUAUUUAUAAUAUAUUUAGCACGAAACUAAAAAGUUUGUGCUUUAUUAUGUGGGAUCUUUAAAAAGUCCAAAAAAUAAGAACUUGAAAACUGAAACUAAUGGCGAGAAAAGCCCAAAAAAAUCUAAAUUCUCAUUUCUCCUUUUCAAAUGGGUAAACAAGAAUAAAACACCUUCAAAAAUUUUCAAAAAAAUGACCUUUUGCAGUUUCUGAUUGCGCAAUUCGUGAUUUUCGCAGCUAGCCGCAAUUUCUGGAGACGGUCUGUUCCCUACGGGAUUGACCACCUGAUCUGCCUCCAGAUCGCUCUCGAUGGCAUGACCGAAGGCCUGAAGAAAGCCGCUUUGAGGCAUUUCCUCGAGCGUUGCGAAUUGGUAUCUUUUUAUUUAUUUCGUUAAAUUGUCCACUCCAAAAACUUUACACUUAACUCCAAUAAAAAAAUCGACGAAACGAUUUUAAAUUCUUGGUUUUAUCUGUACUUUGGCUCCAGGAAUGAUUGCAGAAGAAAUCAAUUUGAUUUUUUUCUCGAUGAUGUCUUAUCUUUGAACUUGUGAUAAAGAAAUACUUGUGGAUUGGAAAAAUUUUGAAAACGAAAAAAAAUGAGAAGAUUCAAGCUUGGCUUCUUUCUUCAGAAGAAGUGGAGAAUUCAAAAAAAUUUUUCCUGGUCUUUUUUCCCACGACAGUACAAUCUUUCCUCAAGUAAUCAAGAGCUUGCGGAUACUUUAAUUCGUAAUCAGAACCUAUCGAGAUUCCUUUUCCACAUUGAAGUGGUAAGAAACUACAAACUGCACUUUUUCUCGGUGGAGCACACUUUAAUUCAUCUUUUUGGGCUUUCAUAAAUGUCUGAAAUAUUUCUGAAACCUCGACAAAAUCAAAAAACUGUUUUUCCAGAACAUCAAGCCCAUGUACGAUGAAUACAUGGCUCUCGGGAGGAAAUUGUGGCCAUCUUCACCUGUUAAGCUUUAUCAACAGGUUGGCUUGAUCAUUUUUUUGAUGCAAUUUAAGCUUUUUUUUUUGAUAUUUCAGCCAGUUAUUUCUAUAGUUCGACCGAGAAGAUCAUUUCACUUUGUGAUUAGGAAUUUCCUAAAAAAUGGCGAGAAAACUUUUAUUGUUCCAUAUGAAAAUACUGAAAGUCUCAACUUGCACAACUUCCUAAUUUUUGAGAAAAGACACCUCAAAACUUGAGAAAACGCUCAAAAUCCAUCAAAAUGGACAUUUUUGUGAUUCAGAACCCUUUUUUCCUUAGAAAACAAAAAGAUGAGGAGGUUGAGACCCUCAGAAUCUUUUUCUGGUUCCUCAAGGAGUUUUCUGGCCAAAGAAUUUCCUGCCACAGAAAAUUCCUGACACCAAAAAAAUGACCUUCUUGAAAAUCUCAUAAUUUUCCAAACCUCAUGUUGUUUGAAAUCUUUCUCAAUGAAUCAUACAAUCUCAAAUUUUUUCAGGUGCUGUAUACAUUGCCCCCGAUCUAACUCUCUUCUUUCUCGGGUCAAUUUUUUACGGGUGCCUUUUUUCAACAAAGUUUUUUUACGUAUUUGUUAAUUUUAUAAACUGUUUGUGAAUAAAAGUUUCAAUUUGCAUCAAUGACGAGAAAUAGAGCCGAUUCAUUUUUCCCAUUAGAAGAAGAAGCUGUAAGAGGAAAAAUGCCAUAAUGCCUUUUUUCAUUCUCGAAAAAAGUAAGAGUUUCUGAAACCAAUGGAAUAAAAAGAAUCAGUGAAAAUGAACGUUUCUAAGUCUGAUUCUGAGGCGCGGAAAGGAAGAAUACGGUAGGUCAAAAAUGACGGCGGAAGUUCUAGAAAGGCGGCGAAUGGCGCCAAAUACCUCGUCCCAUGUCGUCGCGGCGGACAUUCCGUCGAUUUAUCAUCACGUUCUUCUUGCUCUGUUUCUACAACGUUUUUCUCGCUGUUCCAACUUGAUUCUUCUUUUGUUAUUCAACCGUUUCUUUAAAAAAAUUCUGUAACUUUUUGUCAUGCCAUUCAAAUCAAAGUCUCAACUGCGUUCAAAAUCAUCAGGUGCUUCCCGAGAUAGAUUUUCUUUUUAAUUUUUUUCGAAAAUCUCCAUUUUUUUGGCAGCGAAAUUUUUUUAAAGAUUUUCCCUGAUUGUUCGGGUAAAUUCUCUCUGCAUAGCGAGUUGUAGGAAACGUUAGAAUUAAUAAAAUGUUAAUAAAUUAGGUUUUGUGAGGUUCUAAUUGAUGACUUGAAAUACGGGAUAUCGGAAAAAAAUUGGAUUAUUUUCUAUCAAAUAUUCGAUAACCACAUUUUUAAUAGUUUUUGCUUGUUCAGAGACCGCAGUUUAACGUUCUCCAAAUCUUUGCCCUUCGAUCGAAUACGCCUUACUUGCCAACGCCGUCUAACAUGACAGAUUCCUUCAACUCCCACAGCCAGGAAAAAUGUGAUUGGAUCGAGACCGGCUUCAACGUCUGCUCCGGUAAAAUUCCAUUUAAUUUUCCAUUUUUUGAAUUCUCGAACUUUUCAAAACAGUCCCGAUAAAAAAUAACCAGUUGUUUCAUUUACAAAAAAUCAAUAAUCAAUACAAUUUUUUUGAUGUUUUGCUCGUUUAGGUGCAGCAGUGCAACGUUCUUGGAGUUCCUUUCACCCGAUCAAUAACGCCUUCAUUUCCAACGUCGUCAGACAUGAUCGUUGAUGUUGACUCCGGCUACGACGAAAAUAUGCCCCAAGCCAGCCCAGCCUCAAACUUUUUUUCGGUAAGGUUCAAUUUUUUUUUUCUCGGAACGUCAAAAAAUUUACAAUUCUUUGAUCGAAAAGUUGAUUCAGCUGAUAAAGUAAAGCGCUCUAACUGAAAAAAAUUGAUGAAUAUUUGCGAUUUUUUUAUACCAGCUGAAAAAAAUUGAAGUUCAUAAGAGUGUGAGAUUUUUUUUUUCAAAUGAUGGCUUGAGCCUCGAUAAUGAAUAAGUAGCCAUCUUUCCUACAAAAAAUCAAAAUAACUUCCCUCUUCAUAGUUUUGCUCUUUCAGGCGUCAAAGUACAACAUCUUUGGAAAUUCCAAGGUCGAAUCGAUAACGCCCGAAUCUCAAAAAACGUCACAGAUGAUCGGUGAGGCUGACUCCGGCUGCGAUGAAAACAUGACCCAGUACAAUUCCGCCUCGACUUUUGUUUCGGUAAUUUUCAAUGUUUAUCCUUGAAAAAAAUGGACAAAGCUGAUCUCGCAUUGAAAAAUUGAACUGAAACAGUGAAGCAGUUUAUCUAAAAACGUUAUAAUUUUUUUGAUUGUUUAGCCCUAUUAUCCUCCACAGGGCAAAAAAUGGUUGAUUUACGAUAAAAAGUUUUUGGAUGAAAUAGUCCAAAGGCAUUGAAUGAUGAUUUGAUAAGGAAUGAUCGAUAAUGUGAUCUACAAAAAUCGAUAGUUAUUUUGUCAUCACAGUUUUCUCCCUCAGGCGCCGCAGUUCAACACUUUUGGAUCUCUCAGCGACAAGACCGCGGUUACAGAUCAUUUGAACAACGUGCGAAUUCUCGAGUGUAGUUUCCGUAACAUGUCGGCUCCCACGGCUAAUUCGGUAAGAACUGAACUUCUACUAACUGACCUAAAAAAUAGGGACACUUUUCUGCACAUAGAAUUUUCAAACGCACUAUCAGAAUUUUUUUUUCAAUGUUUGGUUUAACAGGAAUACAAGAAGAAAACGAAGGUCCGCUUCGAGGAAAACGUCGAAGUCAUCCCAAGCGUCAAGAAAUAUCGCAACAAGGGGGCGCGUUUAAAUUCACGUGAGUCGUUUUGAAUUUUUCUGCUUUUUUUUGAGUGAGCUCUGACAGAAUAAGCGCACUCUUAUUUGAAACAUUUAUAUAUACCAAAACGCUUCAAAUCAGAAGAAUACGUUUACAGGAAAGACAUCGGAAACUGCGGCCAUCACGAAGCCACGCUUGGCAAAGAAGGCAAAAGCUCCACCAAAGAAGGAAAAAUCGACCCAGAAAACCAAACUUCCACCAAAAACUUUCGGACGUGGCAUCUUGAGAAACGCUUCUUCGGCCCCCAAUAACCAAUUUUGA